Molecule: messenger RNA, 1128 nt
Organism: Mus musculus (house mouse)
Lineage: Eukaryota; Metazoa; Chordata; Mammalia; Rodentia; Muridae
Gene: Krtap9-5
Product: keratin associated protein 9-5
Exons: 1
Coding region: 52-1128 (358 amino acids)
Cellular component (GO): cytosol; keratin filament
Source: RefSeq, marked inferred
AUAUUGUAGGAAACUCACCUGUUAACAGGAACCUCCAACCAUCUUGACACCAUGACCAACUCUUGCUGCUCCCCUUGCAGUCAGCUUGGUUGCUGCAGGACUACCUGCUGCAGACCAACCUAUGUGACCAGUUGCAGUCCAUCCCGCUACCAGCCCAGCUGCUGUGAAACCACCUGCUGUAGGACCACCUGCUGUAAGCCAACCAGUAUAAACAGCUGCUGCCAGCCCAGCAUGUGUGAAACCACCUGCUAUAAGCCAAUCUGUAUAACUAGCUGCUGCAGCCCACCCUGUUGCCAGCCCAGCUGCUGUGAAACCACCUGCUAUAGGACCACCUGCUGCUGUUAUAAGCCAACCUGUGCAACAAAUUGCUGCCAGCCCAGUUGCUAUGAAACCACCUGCUGCAAACCAGCCUGUGUGACCAGCUGCUGUAGCCCACCCUGCUGUCAGCCCAGCAGCUGUGAAACCACCUGCUACAGGACCACCUGCUGCUGUAAGCCAACCUGUGUGACCAGCUGCUGCCAACCCAGCUGCUGUGAAACCACCUGCUGCAAACCAGCCUGUGUGGCCAGUUGCUGCAGCCCACCCUGUUGUCAGCCCAGCUGCUGUGAAACCACCUGCUGUAGGACCACCUGCUAUAAGCCACCAUGUGUAACCAGCUGCUGCCAUUCCAGCAACUGUGAAACCACUUGCUAUAAGCCAACAUGUAUAACCAGCUGCUGCCAGCCCAGCUGCUGUGAAACCUCCUGCUGUAGGACCACCUGCUGUAAACCAACCUGUGUGAUCAGCUGCUGCCAACCCAGCUGCUGUGAAACCACCUGCUGUAGGACCACCUGCUGUAAACCAACCUGUGUGAUCAGCUGCUGCCAACCCAGCUGCUGUGAAACCACUUGUUGCAAACCAGUCUGUGUGACCAGCUGCUACAGCCCACCAUGCUGCCAGCCCAGCUGCUGUGAAACCACCUGUUGUAGGACCACCUGCUGUAAGCCAACCUGUGUAACCAGCUGCUGCCAGCCCAGCUGCUGUGAAACCACCUGCUGUAGGAGCACCUGCUGUAAGCCAGCCUGUGUGACCAGCUGCUGCAGCCCACCCUGCUGCUGUGAGUCCAGCUCCUGCAAACCCUGCUACUGA